Molecule: messenger RNA, 563 nt
Organism: Closterium sp. Naga37s-1
Lineage: Eukaryota; Viridiplantae; Streptophyta; Zygnematophyceae; Desmidiales; Closteriaceae
Source: the annotation of a GenBank genome assembly
AUGUAUCGGUCCGGCAGCUCACGCUAUGGAGGCGGAGGCGAUUACAGGGGAGGAGGUGACUAUAGGGGAGGGGACUACAGGGGAGGUGGAGGCGGGUACCAGACGACCGCUCGGCUUUACGUCGGUCGUCUCUCCACGCGGACUCGCACUCGAGAUCUCGAGUCUCUUUUCGGGAAAUACGGAAGGAUUCGUGACGUGGACAUGAAGCGAGACUAUGCGUUCAUUGAAUUUAGCGACAACAGGGACGCAGAAGACGCGGCGCAUUAUCUGAACGGCAAGGACGUGGAUGGCAGCCACAUCAUUGUGGAGUUCACUCGCAGGGGUCCGCGUGGGCAGGGCUUCGGGGGGCCGCCUGGGGGGGGUCCGCGCAUGGGGGGAGGAAUGGGCAUCACGCAGGGGCGCUGCUACAACUGCGGCAAGGACGGGCACUGGGCGCGCGACUGCCGCAACGGCGAUUGGGGCGGCAAGUGCUAUCGAUGCGGCGAGCGCGGGCACAUUGAGCGGGACUGCCGGAACAGCCCGGCUCAGAGGUAUCGGUCUCGCAGCCGCAGCCGCUCACGCAG